AUGAAUAAGAAAAAAUUGGCGAUUACAAAAUUUUUGAUACCUUUCGAAUCGGUGACGUCAUGUAAUAGAAAUUUGGGGUGGUUUACUAAGGUCCCUAAGGCUCCUCCCGAUAAUAUAUUUGGGGUUCUCGAUGCUUACAAUAAAGAUAAAUCAAAAGAAAAAGUUAAUCUCACGGUGGGGGCUUACAGAGACGAUAAUGGUAAACCGUAUGUUUUGCAAACAGUCAGGGAGGCCGAAAAAAGAAUCAGAUGCAAAAAUAUGAAUAAGGAAUAUUUGGGUUUAUUGGGGAAUUUGAAUUUUAAUAAAUUGACUUUCAAUUUCGCGUUGGGGGAAGAUAACAAAUUUUUGAAAAACGGUCGGGCGGCUUUGUGUCAAAGUUUAUCAGGUACGGGCGCUGUAUUUAUAGCCGCCGUUUUUUUGAGCACGUUUUUUCCGAAAAAUAAAGUUGCUUACGUUUCCAAACCGACUUGGGGCAAUCAUAUCAGUCUUUUGGAAAGAGCCGGAUUGUGCGUUAAAACCUACAGGUAUUAUAAUACAGAAAAAGUGGCGAUAGAUUUCGAAGGGAUGUUAGAUGACAUCAACAAAAUGCCCGACGAAUGUAUCAUAUUAUUUCACGCCGCCGCCCACAAUCCCACAGGAUUCGAUCCCAAUUGUGAGCAAUGGCAACAAUUAGCCGAUUUAUGUAAAAAAAAAUCUUUAUACGUCAUAUUCGAUAACGCUUAUCAAGGUUUCGCUACCGGGGAUGCCGAAAGAGACGCCACGUCCAUACGUAUUUUCGCCGAAAAUGACAUCAACAUGGCGAUAUGUCAAAGUUUUUCCAAAAACAUGGGUUUGUAUGGAGAACGAAUCGGUUGUUGCGCUUUCAUAACCGACGGUCCCGCAGAAACCGAAAUAGCAGAGUCCCAAUUAAAGUUUAUCACCAGAUCGAUGUACUCCAACCCGCCGAUACACGGCGCCAGAAUCGUCGAAGAAAUAUUAUCGAAUGUCGAUUUGAAAAACAGAUGGUUGCAAGAGGUAAAGAAAAUGGCGGAACGCAUGAGGAGCAUGCGCGCGAGUUUACGCGACGGGAUCGUCAGAGCCGGUUCGAAACUGAAUUGGGACCACAUCACCAAUCAAAUCGGCAUGUUCUCCUUUACGGGGGUGAAAAAAGAAGCCGUCGCCAAGCUCAAGAAGGAUUUCCACGUGUAUCUUUUGAAUAGCGGACGGAUAUCCGUUUCCGGAUUGAAUAGUAAGAACGUCGAGUACGUGGGGGCGGCUUUUCACAAAGUUACCUCCGUUUGA
Molecule: messenger RNA, 1281 nt
Organism: Diorhabda sublineata
Lineage: Eukaryota; Metazoa; Arthropoda; Insecta; Coleoptera; Chrysomelidae
Product: aspartate aminotransferase, mitochondrial-like
Exons: 4
Coding region: 1-1281 (426 amino acids)
Biological process (GO): amino acid metabolic process; biosynthetic process
Cellular component (GO): mitochondrion
Molecular function (GO): pyridoxal phosphate binding; L-aspartate:2-oxoglutarate transaminase activity
Source: RefSeq, a predicted model, not a curated record